Molecule: messenger RNA, 1188 nt
Organism: Penicillium manginii
Lineage: Eukaryota; Fungi; Ascomycota; Eurotiomycetes; Eurotiales; Aspergillaceae
Product: transcription factor domain-containing protein
Exons: 2
Coding region: 1-1188 (395 amino acids)
Biological process (GO): positive regulation of transcription by RNA polymerase II
Cellular component (GO): nucleus
Molecular function (GO): transcription cis-regulatory region binding; DNA-binding transcription factor activity
Source: RefSeq, a predicted model, not a curated record
AUGGUCAAAUAUGCACGUACUCGAGACCGCGUGCGAGAAUAUCAGAAUACCAACAACAACCCCACAUCUAGCCGGCCGGUGCUGCUCCCUGCAAAUCCCAGCAGCACCGAGACGAAGUUUGUUUAUCAUUUCUCGACCAUCGUGGCUAGCUUGAUCUCGUUUUCCUUUCCUCAGCCCAACAUUUCGAAUCCUUUUCUUCUUCAUGUUCUUCCACGAACUUCCAGCUCAACACAGGUCCAACGGGCCGUAGAAGCCGUUGCUGCGGCGCAUCUGUACCACUUAGGAGCAGAGACGCGCGACCGUGCAACUCGACUUCAUUCACAAGCUUUGAGCCUCUUAGCCACUGAGCUUUCAUCGCCACAACUAGAUGGUACUGCCCGAAUUAACCUGCUAGCCAGCAGCUUGUUAUUGAUUUACUACGAGAUUGUUCUCGGCAACUCAGCAGAUAAUGCAUGGUGCCAUCUCCAGGGAGCUAAAGUCUUGUUAGAAUACCAAGAUGAAACUGUGGACAAUUCAUGUCUCCUGUUUUUUCGGAAGAUUUUCCAGUAUUUCAAUGUCAUGCUGGCCCUAUCUCUUGGCAGACAACCUCUCGUGAUUUCCGGUGUGCAUGGCCCCGAGUUCAUAGACAGGAUAGAUACCGUCUUCGGCUGUGCCGGUAGACUAUGGCCUCUGAUGCACCGUCUAGCGGAUCUGAUCGGCCGAAUCCGACUUGGUGAGGAUGGCACAGAGGGAGCCGAGUCUCUCAUAGGCAGCUUGCAGGUCUGGUCAAUAGAGUCAUCCCACUCGUCCGACGCGUAUAUGGAAGCCAUGGUGCAAAUCGCGAGGGCGUACAAAUUUUGCGGUAUUUUGAUGCUACGCAUGAUAAUAGCAUCGGCUGACCCAUACCCGGACCAUGCCCUUCUGAACUCCCGCGACCAAGAGCUAUACCGUUCCGCAUUUGAUAGUGUCCUUCGAGUCUGCGUUCUGUCAACGCCCAUGGCCACUCUCACUUGGCCAUUGUAUAUUGUGGGUCGCCUCGCCGGAUCAACAAGCGACAGAACAGUCAUCAUGCAUAUAUUUUCACAGUUCCUCGAGAAACACCACAUGAAGGUUGUCGAUGGAGCGAGAAAGGCCGUGUGGUCCUGUUGGGGAGAGGGUAUGUCGGAGAGGCGGAACUGGAAGAGUUUACCACCCGUGCUGUUGGGAUGA